This is a messenger RNA of Pollicipes pollicipes, 3229 nucleotides long. RefSeq lists its product as uncharacterized. The transcript is spliced from 5 exons. NCBI's taxonomy places the organism in Eukaryota, Metazoa, Arthropoda, Thecostraca, Pollicipedomorpha, Pollicipedidae. The record is from RefSeq and is a predicted model, not a curated record. The coding region runs from base 106 to 1191 and encodes 361 amino acids.
UCUCGAGGUCGACCAGCGCGGAGUCGGGGAGUCGGCCUCCGGGGCGGGACCCGUGACCUGGUCGGGGUUCGCCGCUGUUUGUCCGGUUUCGGACGGCCUGAGACGAUGGCCGGUCUCCUCUGCCGUCUGCUUCUGCUCCAGCUGCUGCUGGCUCCGACGCUGGCCUUCAACAUCACCGUGGAGACCGUGCUGAAGGCCGACGCGCAGGGACAGAUCGCCAGUCAGGAGUACUGGGACAAGUUCCGCGCCUUCAUGGAGCUGCUGAGCAAGGCGGACGCUGCCAACCGCACUAAGCUGCUGAGCAUCCCACACAUCCACGAGUUCCUGGUGCCUCCGCAACUGCUCUCGGCCGUCGCCGAGCACCUCUCCAACUCCACCUGGCUCUCGAAGCUGGGGGCCGAGUACCACGAGCGCGGCGGGCACGCCAUGGCGCCCCUCAUCGACGUGCUCACCAACCUGGGGAAGACGUCUGUCCUGCAUGAGGUCACAAUCCCGCGUGACGUGCUGGAGAAGCUGAUGUGGCGGGCGCUGGUGCGCCGCGAGCAGCAGGGUGCCCUCCGCAGCUGGGUCGGCCGCGCCGUCAGCACUUUCUUCAACAGCUCCGAGGCCCUGCGAAUGCAGCGCGCCGACUCCAGCCUCUUCGCCGACUACAUCCACAGUCUUUUCGAACUCGACUGGAUCCCACUGAAGGAGUUGUUGAUGGACACGCUGCAGCACCACAGUCUGCGUGCCAAGGUGGCGGCGGAGAUGGAGAAGGCGCGGAGGGGCGGGAAGGAGGCGGAGCCGCACGCCGUCGAUGAGGACGACCCCGAGCGCGACCCCGUCCUGUCCGAAUGGGACGGCGUCGAGGACAGGGACGUGCGGAUCGACGCCUGGUUCGGAGCUGGGAUUGCCAUCGGCCUGAAGCCGCUGCCGGUGGAGGACGACGUCGCGGAGAAGGGGGAAGAGCAAAAGGGCGCGGGAGAGAAGGAGGAGAAGCGGAAGGACGGGGAGGAUGAGAACGAAAAGAAAAAGGGCAGAGACGAGGGAGAGAAGAAGCAGAAGGACGAAUCGAAGUCCCCCGACGCAGUUCAUCCGAAGGUGGAGGGUCAGAAGCAGGAGGCGACAGCUGCGCCAGAGACGUCGGCAAAGACGCACGACGGGUCGAGAGGGCUUGAGAAGGGAGAAAGCGUCCAAACAAAAGGGCCGUAGGAGGAAGGAAGCCCAAAACAUGUAGAGACUGGAGAAGGAGGAGGAGGAAAGAAAUCCAGAUAGGUGGAGUUCUCUUUCUCCCUCUGUAGAGUAAGAUUGGAACUCAGGAUGGGUGGGGAGCAAAGGAGGAUGGCCAGCAAAACACAUGCUAAUCAAAGAUGGGAUCCACACCCGUCGUAGGCUACACCCCCUGCCACCAGGUUGGAUUCUGCCACAAGCAGUCUCUCACUUAAGCUCGAGCCAUUCCCUUACCCGAGCUGUCCAGGGGUUGUGGGCAGGGCAGGUCGUCUAAUCAGAUCAGGCAGGUCAUCUAAUCAGAUCAGGCAGGUCAUCUAAUCAGAUCAGGAAGGUCAUCUAAUCAGAUCAAGCAGGUCAUCUAAUCAGAUCAGGCAGGUCAUCUAAUCAGACCAGGUAGGUCAUCUACUCGGACCAGACAGGACAUAUAAUCAGAUAAGGCGGGUCAUCUACUCAGAUCAGGCAGGGCAUCCAAUGGCCGGAGCAGCCGCAUCCCGGCUUCAAGUGGUGGGAUCAGGUGGAGACACAGCGGCAGGGCGCGUUCGCAUCAGAUUUGUUAGAGGAUGUGGACUUUAUCUGUGCACCUCGCCCAGAACGUGUGGGCGUAGUUAUAAGUGGUGUAUAAUGCUUGAUUUGCACUGGAGGGAGUGUGGGAGAGGGCGCGAAGUUCUCGCAAACAGUCGCUAACCCUUAGCCUUAACUGGUUGACAAUGACGCACCGACGGCGUUGUGACCUUGUUUUGACUGCUGCGUGACUUCUGUAGUUUUUCUAUAUCAUCUUGUAUUGUUAGAUUAGCUGAUCUCUCUAAGGUGUAAAUAAUGCGUCAUACUUUGUUUGCGCUCCCUGCUUUCGCUCACUACUUUAACCACUUCGGCACACUACCACAAGGUUGAAAAAGAAACCCAGAUUAUAAUGAAAGCCUGCAAUGUGUAGCUGAUUUGUCCGACUACUGAGAACAAUAGCCACCGUAGAAAAUAAAGCACGUGGUACCUUAUGUCACAAAUAUGACAAAUAUCACACAGCGGCCUAGUGAAAGGGCCGCCAGCUAUAGGUUUGUACCUUGCCACCUCGUGAUAGCUGGGGACUGCCCCAGGCCUGCGCACCUCUGACUGUACCCCUGAACGCUCACAGCACCCGCUGAGUCCUGUGUGUGGUUCAGAAGCCUUAUCAUCUCCGUCCGUGCAUUGUGGGGAGUCCCGGCUCGAGCCGGUGCGCCGUGGGACUCGCGGUCCGAGCCGCGUCCGACAGCCGCGGGUCCGCCGGGGCCUGCCCGGGUCCCUGCGGGUCUACCAGGGACCGUCCGGGGUCCGUAAGGGGCCCACGCGGGCACCGCCCAGCCGACAGCGGCGAGGGCGGAAGCUGAACUGCGGGUUGGCCAUUGUGGAGUGAUGUGGUUCUGUUGCGGGGACGACGGGUCUGGAAUUUUGCCGGGAAGUGUCGACGCAAGACUGAUCAGUCACGACGCUAGAAUCCUGGUUAGUCCUGACGCCGGGGUCCUGAUCGGUCCCGACGUCGGGAUCCUGAUCAGUCCUGACGCCGGGAUCCUGAUCAGUCCCGACGCCGGGAUCCUGAUCAUUACCGACGCUGGAAUCCUGGUUAGUCCUGACGCCGGGAUCCUGAUCAGUCCUGCCACCGGUAUCCUGAACAGUCCUGACGCCGGGAUCCUGGUCAGUCAUGACACCGGGACCCUGCUCCUGAACGUCUGACAUCCGCUUGGACGGCGGCUCUUGACAUCAGGUCAGGAGGCAACGCCUGGCAUGAGCCCUGGCCCCGAAGCGCUGAAGCUUGCAAGCAUCGCAUCCUGGUGCCAGAAGCAUCAAAAGAUGCUGAAAAGGUGCAUCGCGCUGAAGCGCACUAUGCUACAGCUGGUGGUGAACUGGCUAAGCGCCCGAGACAUCAUGGCUGUACGCUGUCACGUGUUUAAUAUUCCAGUCGAUCGCUAGAAUCCCGGCUGCCGUUCGAGCGUCGCCUCACGGGGCCUCACACAUGUGGCCAGCAGUGAAUACACGAGUUUACGACAUG